AUGGCGCGGUCGGCGCCCGAUUCUCCACGUGACUUUGUUCAGUUCAUUGAAUGGUCUCCUCGGUCCUGCCCUCGUGCAUUGCUAGUGGCAAAUUUUCAUGGGCGGAUCACUAUAUGGACACAGCCAACAAAGGGUCCUGUAAAUCUUGUACGUGAUGCAAGCUCGUGGCAAUGUGAACAUGAAUGGCGUCAAGAUCUUUCUGUGGUGACCAAGUGGUUGUCAGGAAUUUCUCCGUGUUUUGUUAAGAUCCAGGUUGCUGUUUUUACCCCAGCCUAUGUACAGUAUAGAUGGCUUCCUACAAACUCCAUUGGUUCAAAUCUGAAAACCUUUGAGGAAAAAUUCCUCACCCAACAGCCUCAGAGUUAA
Molecule: messenger RNA, 366 nt
Organism: Miscanthus lutarioriparius
Lineage: Eukaryota; Viridiplantae; Streptophyta; Magnoliopsida; Poales; Poaceae
Source: the annotation of a GenBank genome assembly